Molecule: messenger RNA, 3194 nt
Organism: Cuscuta campestris
Lineage: Eukaryota; Viridiplantae; Streptophyta; Magnoliopsida; Solanales; Convolvulaceae
Source: the annotation of a GenBank genome assembly
CCCCACUUUCCCUUACUGCCUUCAUUUAAAACCCCCCUUCUUCCCCCUUCCGUAUCACACUGAUGCUUUUCUGUCUCUAGGCUGAAUUCCGCCGUUGUUUGGGAGAGAGAGCUCUAGAAUUCGCCGGACCGCGCCUUUUCUCGCACUGUCCUUCCGGCGCCUUCGUCCUUCCGGUUUUCCCUUCUGUUGGACUUUGCAAUCAAUUGUGUCCUACAAAGAUGAGCGUGGUAGGGUUUGAUUUAGGGAAUGAAAGUGGUGUUGUUGCUGUUGCAAGACAGAGGGGAAUCGAUGUAGUACUUAAUGAAGAAUCCAAGAGGGAAACUCCAGCGAUUGUUUGCUUUGGUGAUAAGCAACGAUUCCUUGGUACAGCUGGUGCUGCAUCCAGUAUGAUGAACCCAAAGAACACCAUUUCUCAGGUAAAGAGAUUGAUUGGGCGCCAAUUUUCGGAUCCGGAGCUGCAAAAAGACCUCAAGUCUUUGCCUUUUUCUGUGACCGAAGGCCCUGAUGGAUACCCAUUGAUCCAUGCCCGGUAUUUGGGGGAAAUGAAGACAUUCACACCUACACAGGUUCUUGGGAUGGUGUUUUCAAACCUGAAGGGUAUUGCUGAGAAGAAUCUCAAUGCAGCAGUAGUGGAUUGUUGCAUUGGUAUACCCAUAUAUUUUACCGAUCUGCAGAGAAGAGCUGUUAUGGAUGCCGCUACAAUUGCUGGUCUGCAUCCUCUACGUCUUUUCCAUGAAACUACAGCCACUGCUUUGGCUUAUGGUAUCUAUAAGACUGAUUUACCCGAAACUGAUCCAUUAAAUGUUGCUUUUGUUGAUAUUGGGCAUGCCAGCAUGCAAGUUUGCAUUGCUGCCUUCAAGAAAGGCCAGUUGAAGAUAUUAGCACAUUCAUUUGAUAGAUCACUAGGUGGAAGGGAUUUUGAUGAAGUCAUUUUCCAGUAUUUUGCUGCAAAGUUUAAGGAUGAAUAUAAGAUUGAUGUAUUUCAGAAUGCCAGAGCUUGUCUCAGGCUGCGUGCUGCUUGUGAGAAGCUGAAGAAAGUUCUUAGUGCUAAUCCUGAGGCACCUCUGAAUAUUGAAUGCUUGAUGGAUGAAAAGGAUGUUAGGGGAUUCCUUAAAAGAGAUGAGUUUGAGCAGAUUAGUAUGCCGAUAUUGGAAAGAGUGAAGAAGCCAUUGGAAAAGGCUCUUGCAGAAGCUGGACUUACUGUUGAUAACUUCCAUGCUAUUGAGGUUGUUGGUUCUGGAUCACGAGUCCCUGCGAUCAUUAAGAUUUUGACUGAGUUCUUUGGCAAGGAGCCUAGACGUACAAUGAAUGCAAGUGAGUGUGUUGCUAAGGGUUGUGCUCUACAGUGUGCGAUCCUUAGUCCCACUUUUAAAGUGAGAGACUUUCAGGUCAAUGAGAGCUUCCCCUUUUCCAUUUCUAUGUCAUGGAAAGGUCCUGCUCCAGAUGCCCUAACGGGAGCAGAAAACCAGCAGAGCACCCUUGUUUUCCCAAAGGGAAAUCCAAUUCCAAGUACAAAGGCUUUGACAUUCAUUAGAACUAGUACAUUUUCAGUAGAUGUACAAUAUGCCGAUGUCACUGAAGUACUGGCUCCACCAAAAAUAAGUUCUUAUAUGAUUGGUCCUUUCCAAGCUGUAAACAGUGAACGUGCAAAAGUCAAGGUUAGAGCACGCCUUAAUCUGCAUGGUAUUGUUUCUGUCGAGUCAGCAACGCUUCUGGAAGAAGACGAAGUGGAAGUCCCUGCUGUGAAAGAACAAGAAAAGGAAUCAACCAAAAUGGAAACUGAUGUGCAUCACACAGAUUCCUCUGGAACUGAUGUGAACAUGCAAGAUGCUAAAGGCACUUCGGAUUCUCCUGCUUCUGAGAAUCAUGCCCCUGAGUCUGGAGACAACCCUGUACAAAUGGAGACAGAUUCUAAGGCUGAGGUCUCCAAGAAAAAGGUCAAGAAAUCAAAUGUUCCAGUGUCCGGAGUGGUUUAUGGAGCACUGUCAACAGCUGAUGUUCAGAAGGCCACGGAAAAAGAGUUUGAAAUGGCAUUGCAGGAUCGUAUUAUGGAAGAAACAAAGGACAAGAAGAAUGCUGUAGAGGCAUAUGUGUAUGACAUGAGGAACAAGCUCUCUGACAAGUAUCAAGAGUUCGUGGUUGAUUCAGAAAAAGAGGAGUUUGUUGCUAAACUUCAAGAGGUGGAAGAUUGGUUAUAUGAAGAUGGAGAGGAUGAAACAAAAGGUGUUUACAAUGCCAAACUUGAGGAACUUAAAAAGCAAGGUGAUCCCAUUGAAGAGCGUUACAAGGAGUUCACCGAGAGGGGAACCAUUGUUGGUCAUCUAGUUCACUGCAUCAAUAGUUACAGAGAUGCUGCAAUAUCAAACGAUCCAAAGUUUGAGCACAUUGAAUUAGCAGAUAAGCAGAAGGUCCUGACUGAGUGUGUUGAAGCCGAGGCUUGGCUGAGAGAGAAAACACAGCAACAAGAUGGGCUUCCAAAGUAUGCGACCCCUGUUCUCUUGUCUGCUGACAUCAGAAAGAAGGCUGAAGCCCUUGACAGGUCUUGCAGGCCUAUAAUGACAAAGCCAAAGCCAGCCAAGCCAACAACUACCACAACCGAACCACAAUCACCACAGACUUCUCAAGAUGGUGAAAACCAUCAUCAAGGACAGGGAGACAAGACCCCCUCAAACCCAAAUGACAGUGCCAAUUCGGCAGCUGAGGGUGGUGCUGGAGGAGAAGCACCUUUGGAGACCGAACCAAUGGAAACCGAGGCGGGUUCUGCCCAGAGUGGUGGCCAAGCCUAGAUUUUCCUUUCUUGAAAUCGGGUAUCUGUGCAUCUUCUUCUUUCUUCAUUUGAUCCUGGACUUCUUUUUUCCUGAAGGCUCUUCAGCCGGUGGUGGCCAUAAGAUAUUCAUAUCCUGAGAUUUGUUUAAGUUUUGAGCAAUGUAAAACCAUUUGAAUUUGUUUGCUUGACCAAAUUAUCCAUCUUUAGAUCGGCUCACCAUGAGAACUUCUAGAGGGAUUUUUCCAUGCUACUUUUAUACUCGUAUUCCUUUUUUUUUCCCGGUGACAAAACACGUCUUAAAUUGUUUACUUUGAUUGUGGAGUUGUUUUUGGUGUACGAAAUGCCUUUGAUCUAUAAUGCUGCACACAAAGGAAAAAUUACUACCCUAUAUUUUAAAUAGGCAACUGAAGAAAACUGGAUAACUGGG